Molecule: messenger RNA, 1410 nt
Organism: Colletotrichum graminicola M1.001
Lineage: Eukaryota; Fungi; Ascomycota; Sordariomycetes; Glomerellales; Glomerellaceae
Product: SWIB/MDM2 domain-containing protein
Exons: 3
Coding region: 1-1410 (469 amino acids)
Biological process (GO): regulation of transcription by RNA polymerase II
Cellular component (GO): SWI/SNF complex; nucleus
Source: RefSeq, a predicted model, not a curated record
AUGCCUCCGGGCCACCAUCCCCAAGCAGCCAUGAACCAGGCCGCCAUGGCACAGCAUCACCCUGGCCAGGCCCUUACGAGCGAGUUGGCGAAGCGCCGAAGCCGAAAGCCCACCGACAAAACGUUGCCUGAUGGGGUCGAGGACUGCAUCACAGAUAUCGAGGUCGCCCAGCGAUACAGAGAGCUGCGCGACUUUGAACGCCGGCUGGACGCAACAAUGACGCGCAAGCGCUUGGACAUUGUCGAGACUGUUGGUCGCAAUGCAAAGCGCUACAAAACUCUUCGCGUUUGGAUCAGUAACACGGUUGAGGACCAGGUAUGGCAAGGAAGCGGUCUUAGCGUCGAUAGUUUCGACUUCACACCCAGCGCCGAGCCUUCCUACAGGGUUAAAAUUGAAGGCCGCCUUCUCGAGGAUGGGCAGGAAGAUGUUUCGGAGGAGUCUGCGCUAAACGCAGAUUGCACGGAAGAGGAUGGCGCCGUCAGCUCGAGACGACAAAGCUCCGCGCCUACGACCCAGAAACAACGCUUCUCCCAUUUCUUCAAGGCCCUCAAUGUCGACUUCGAUCGCACCCGCUCGAGGGCCGCCUCGGACCAGACCGUUGAAUGGAAAAAGCCUGCUUCACCAAACGCUGCAGCCGGCGCAGAAUUCGACGAGUUCACCUUCAAGCGCAGCGGGGACGAAAACAUGAAUAUCACCAUUAACCUAUACCGACAGGAGGACCCUGAGCGAUACCUGCUCAGCCCCGAACUGGCUGACAUCGUGGACAUGACGGAGGCUUCUCGCCAAGAGGCUGUUCUGGCUGUCUGGGAGUAUAUCAAGAUGAUGGGACUGCAGGAGGAUGAGGAGAAGCGUAAUUUCCGCUGCGAUGAGCUUUUGAAAAAGAUUGUCAAUGGCAGUGACGUUGGAAUUAUUCCCAACCUGAACGAUUACAUCCAGCCUCACCUCUCACCGCUACCUCCCGUCAGUUUAACGUAUACCGUUCGAGUCGAUGAGGCAUUCCACAAGGAUCCUCGGCCCACCAUCUACGAUGUGCGGGUAGCGGUCGAUGACCCCCUAAGGGCCAAGCUUGUGCCCUUCGUAACGAACCCUGCGUAUGCGAGUGCCCUCAAGGAGGUCGUCGGCAUGGACGAGCAGUUGGCGACAUUAAUUUCGGCGGUUGCUAGCUCCAAGGCAAAGCACUCAUUCUUUACGUCAAUGAGCCAGGACCCUGCCAACUUCGUCAGGAAUUGGAUGAGCUCGCAGAAGCGGGAUCUUGAGGUAAUCAUGGGAGAGGCCACAAGAGGGGGUGGUGAAGACGCCACCGGAGACGACUGGAGGCGCGGCGGUAAGGACAGCGCGUGGACGUCUUCAAACGCCCGUGAGAGCGUCAGCGUCAUGCUGGCUAAGCAGCCGACGCAGGCUUCGAGGUAA